Symbiodinium sp. CCMP2456 is the source of this 468-nucleotide messenger RNA. NCBI's taxonomy places the organism in Eukaryota, Dinophyceae, Suessiales, Symbiodiniaceae. The record is from the annotation of a GenBank genome assembly.
AUGGACUCCUUCGUUUUCUUCGCUCAGAUGCUGUGCUGUGCACGCGAUUUGACCUGCGUCGGGGGGCGGGCAAAGCCCCAAACCUCGACGCGCUCCACUGGGCUCUCGCCGUUUACGGAGCCCGGUGUCGGAGUGGAGUCUGGUACAGGAGAGGGCGCGCGGCCCGAUCCUGCGCCGGCUGUGGCACACACGACGUCGAAUCAGCACGAGCCUGGGACGGCGGUGGUUUACACGCCGGCAAAUCAGCCUGAACCAUGGACGCGGGCAAUCCCAAAGCGAAGGGCCAAACGAAUCGACCCGCGCUGCGAUGGGAUUUUUGAGUCAAGGCCUACGACCCGGCCUGCCGCGCCAGCUCCAGAAGCCACGGAUGAGUCCUGCACGAAGGAGGCCCAGACUUCGGGGGCAGACGCCCGCGCAGAGCCUCACGUGCGCUGGGCAGCGCGGCCCCUGCUGGCACGCUCCGAGUGA